AUGAAGCUGGACGUCGACGAGCUGAGCAGCCUGAAGGUCCGUGGCCUUGCGCCUGUGCGGUCGCUCGUGCCAGUCUGCAGCUCUCAAUUGACGCGCCGUUCUCGUGCUCCUACGUGCCAGGUGAAGGAUCUGCAGCGAGAGCUCAAGAAGCGCGGCCUGGACACGGGCGGCCUGAAGGCGGCGCUAGUGGGGCGGCUGAAGGAGCAUCUGCAGCAGGAAGCUGGGCCCGCUGAGGCUCGAGACAAGGGGAAAGAGGGGGACGAUAAACGGGAGAAGAAGGAGCAGCAGGAAGAGCCCCAGACUAAGACUUCUGAGAAGGAAAAAGUCUCGACUGAAGGAGGGGCAGAGAAGGUGGAGGAACCGGCAGAGGCUAAUGGUGCAGAGGAUGGAGAGAAAUCAGAGUCAGCGUCGGGCGUGAAGCGCGGCGCAGAUGCAGUGGAAAGGGACGAGAAGGACGCGCCGGGAGCAAAGAAGGCUAGGGUCUCGGAGGAUAAAGAAGGAGACAGCCCGCAGCCAGAGGAGGAUGAUAGCGCCAAGCCAGCGUCGUCUGCUGAUGCGGAUGCUGAUGCGGACGCUGAUGAUGCAAUGAGCGGUGAGAAGGCAGCGGAUGAAGCUACGGAGACGACCGAGGAAGAACGGAGAUUAACACUGCGAAUUGACAAUUUCGUCCGGCCAUUUACGCUGAAUGCCGUCAAGGCUCUGGUGCAAGAACUUGGCAGCUUUGUGGAGGACGGGUUCUGGAUGGACGCUAUCAAGACUCACUGCUACGUGACAUAUCCGAGUUCCGAUAUCGCCGAGAAGACAAAAGCUGCCUUGAACGGCAAGGUAUGGCCCCCGGAAAACGGACGAUCGCUCAAAGUAGAGUUCGUAGAUCAUACAGCGAUGGAGGUGUCGAAGGUUGGUGAGGCAAACUUACCAAGCCGACCCAAAAGCAAGGGAAAUACCACUACACAACCUGCUCAACGGCAGAGUAAGCAGCCAAGAGGUAUUUGUUGA
Messenger RNA from Phytophthora sojae, 996 nucleotides. RefSeq lists its product as hypothetical. Gene Ontology annotation, molecular function: nucleic acid binding. The transcript has 6 exons. NCBI's taxonomy places the organism in Eukaryota, Oomycota, Peronosporomycetes, Peronosporales, Peronosporaceae. The coding region runs from base 1 to 996 and encodes 331 amino acids. The record is from RefSeq and is a predicted model, not a curated record.